GCAAGUGAGCCAGGCCGUACGCGUGGACGUAGGCGUGGGCGUGGGCCAACAGUUUCCGGUCAGACAUCCACGUCUUCUGUUGUCCGCAGGUGGUGCCUGAAGACAUGGACAAAUAUGCCUUGCUGCAGAGGGCUAAACUGCAUCUGGAUUUCAUCCACGCGAAUUCCACAACACACAGUUUCCUCUUUGGAGCACUGGCUGAGUUGCUGGACAACGCAAGAGAUGCCGGGGCUGUAAGACUCGAUGUGUUUUCAGUGGAUAAUGAAACACUGCAGGGAGGAUUCAUGUUGUGUUUCCUGGAUGAUGGAUGUGGCAUGAGCCCUGAUGAAGCUUCAGACGUAAUUUACUUUGGAACAUCCAAGAAACGCUUGUCGACCUUGAAGUUCAUCGGGCAAUAUGGUAACGGGCUUAAGAGCGGCUCCAUGAGAAUCGGCAAAGACUGUAUUCUUUUCACAAAGAAGGAAGAGACCAUGACCUGUCUGUUCUUCUCUCAGACUUUCUGUGAAAAAGAAGGUCUCACUGAGGUUGUAGUUCCAAUACCUUCAUGGCUAACGAGAACCAGAGAGAGUAUCACAGAUGACCCGCAGAAGUUCUUCACAGAAUUGUCCAUCAUUUUCAAGUACUCCCCAUUUAAGACCGAAGCUGAAUUGAUGCAGCAGUUUGAUAUGAUCUACGGGAGAUGUGGAACUUUGCUGAUUAUUUAUAACUUGAAGCUGCUGCUUAGCGGAGAACCAGAGUUGGAUGUUACAACCGACAAAGAAGAUAUACUGAUGGCCGAGGCUCCGGAGGAAAUUCCAGAGAGACGGUCAUUCAGAGCCUACACAGCUGUUCUGUAUUUUGAACCCCGGAUGAAAAUAUUUAUUCAGGCCAAAAGAGUUCAAACAAAGCAUCUGUGUUAUUCCCUCUACAAACCCAGAAAAUACCAAUAUACUACAUCUUCUUUCAAAGGGAAGUUUAAAACUGAAGUUCAAAAGGCAGAAGAAGCAGUAAAGAGGGCUGAACUCCUGUUUAAAGAGGUGCAAGCCAAAGUAAACCAGCCGGACAGAAUUGCUUUGUCUUCUACCCAGGAUGCAUUACAGAAAGCUCUGCAAGACGUGGACACAAAGCAUAAAAGUCUUCGCCAGAAACAGAGGGCCCUAAGGAAAGCAAGAACUCUCUCUCUGUUCUUUGGAGUGAACACAGAAGACCAACACCAAGCUGGAAUGUUCAUUUACAGUAAUAACCGAUUGAUCAAAAUGUACGAGAAGGUUGGUCCCCAGCUGAAAAUGAAGUCAUUACUUGGUGCAGGUAUAAUUGGAAUUGUGAACAUACCUUUGGAGACCAUGGAACCAUCCCAUAAUAAACAAGAAUUCCUCAAUGUCCAAGAAUACAAUCAUCUACUAAAAGUCAUGGGACAGUACUUGAUCCAGUACUGUAAGGACAUUGGGAUCAGUAAUAGAAACCUAACACUGUUUUGGGACGAAUUUAAAUAUCAGCAUAGCAAAGACACAGACAGCUCUUUGGAAUCUCUCCAAUGGCGAAGAAGACAAGCCAUGGGUAUCCCAUUCAUCCUACAAUGCGAUCUUUGUCUCAAAUGGAGAGUCCUGCCUUCCUCUUCCAAUUACCAGGAAAAAGGAUUACCUGACCUAUGGAUUUGUGCCAGUAAUCCCAACAACCUGGAAAACAGCUGUAACCAGAUAGAGCGCCUGCCUUCUAUCCCACUGGGCACCGUGAACAGAAGACCACCAUCAAAAGAUGAGAGAGAGAGGCAACUUCAAGAGUCAGUCCAGAGAUAUCAGGACAAGCUGGUGGAAGCGCAGCCGCAGAAGUCUCAACUUAUAGUAACAAGCAAGAUCCCCGAGUUCAAGUCCUCCUGCCUUUCCUCAGCACUCAAGGAAAAAUCCAAACUUGGGAGAAUCCAGCCUUCAGGGGCAGACCUGACUCAGGGCAGUCCCUCAUCUGUUAAGCUUUCGUUCAUGCAAAGAAGCCAAAAGAGGAGCACAGAGGAUACUCACUCGGACGUGGAGUUCAUCUGCAUGACGAAGAUUCCGAAGAAGUCUGUGAAGAAGACCGUGAAGUACCUGCAGCCUGGUCACGCUCCAGCUCUAUUGGAAAACCUCAAACUCGAGGACACAGCCCAGGUUUCUUCACGGGAAAUAAAAAAGCAGCAGAGUGAGAGCCUCGUGCAGGCAGGCAAGGCAUCCACUGACGUGGCUAGCAGCAGAGAUCCAACUGUGACCAUGGUUUGGGAUCAAAGCAGCACCAAGGUCUCACUGAAACAAGAAGAAGAGGAGGAAGUUCCCCUCAUAAAGCCAGACAAACAAGAGCUGUGUGAUGAUACUCCAGUAGUGAAAGGAAAUUCUUCAGCGCUUCACUGGAAAAGCUUGCCCGGGGUGCAAAUGGAAGAUUUAAGUCCACGUUCUGGACACAAAAUCAACUCUGUGAGUGGUGACUGUCAGCUGCCGGCUUCACCAAUGCCUUCUCAAAGCAUGUCUGUGGAAGAAACAGCAAGAAAACUGCUGUCUAACUUAAGGGAAAUUCUUCUAUACUUUGUUCCCGAGUUUCAGCUAUCAUCAGAAUUUGAGUGCACAUCUGUGGAAGAACUCAUAACAAAUCCUGAGCUGGAGCGAUGCCCAGAGAAUAUAAACGAAAAGCUAAAAACGUGUUUCAACCAGAUCCAGAAUAUCUACAUGGCUCAGUAUGAGAAAAGACUCAAGAGGAAAAUGCAGUCCAUUGUCUAUGAGGCAAACAGAAGGGGCUUACUCAACCAAGUGUUUCUGGGACAGUGUGAACUGAAAAGGAAGAGGACUGAGGAGAAACUCAGUGACCUUCGUGCAAAGCUGGCCUUGCUGCUGCAGAAACUUCAGCUGGGUGGUCCAGCAGGAGACCCGCAGCAGAUUGAUGCUUACUUAGAAGAUUUGCUUAAAGAAGAUCGGCUCCCGACCGCUUUACAUGAAAAGUCUCCAGAGUCAGCGUAAGCAAAAGAUACAGAACCCUGAGAGGGUAUCUCAGAAGUCAGAAAAGAUGUUUUUUCUUAAAACCACUAAUAAAGAAAACUGGAAAAUCCUUUU
Mus musculus (house mouse) is the source of this 3050-nucleotide messenger RNA. RefSeq names its product microrchidia 1 (gene Morc1). Gene Ontology annotation, molecular function: zinc ion binding. The coding region runs from base 105 to 2957 and encodes 950 amino acids. NCBI's taxonomy places the organism in Eukaryota, Metazoa, Chordata, Mammalia, Rodentia, Muridae. Gene Ontology annotation, cellular component: nucleus. The record is from RefSeq and is marked provisional. Gene Ontology annotation, biological process: spermatogenesis. The transcript has 27 exons.